This is a messenger RNA of Fusarium oxysporum Fo47, 1234 nucleotides long. Its product is annotated as putative para-hydroxybenzoate-polyprenyltransferase Coq2. Lineage: Eukaryota; Fungi; Ascomycota; Sordariomycetes; Hypocreales; Nectriaceae. Gene Ontology annotation, cellular component: mitochondrial inner membrane. The coding region runs from base 50 to 1234 and encodes 394 amino acids. The record is from RefSeq and is a predicted model, not a curated record. Gene Ontology annotation, molecular function: 4-hydroxybenzoate polyprenyltransferase activity. Gene Ontology annotation, biological process: ubiquinone biosynthetic process. The transcript has a single exon.
CGAUUAUCGACGACCUGAAGCUUCAAGGUCAGAGCCGACUAAAGUAAGCAUGAGAUUCAGCAGGCUUCCUAGCCUCACCACUUGGCAUUCGUCAUGUGCCUGCAAUAAUCGUUUCCUAAAAGCCCCAUCACUACCGCAAGUUAAACUCUUUUCUCAAAAGCCCGGUGAUGUGCCAAAACAACUGUCUCGAGCCGCCCUAUCUAAUGCCGCCACUUGCAUUGCGAAUCAGUCAGGAUUUCAUACCAAGUCGUCUCACAAGCCCGGUCUUCUCCUGCCCCAGACCAAUCUUCUUUCUAAAUUGCCGACAUCUUGGAUUCCUUACGCUGAGCUACUUCGAUUACAGAAUCCAGUUGGAAUAUACUACCUUUUCUUUCCGUGUCUUUUUUCAACAUUAAUGGCUGCCUCUUCAACGACCCCUAUAACCACGCCUGGUUCUGUCAUUGGUACCUCUAUUUUAUUUCUCUCUGGGGCAGUGUUUAUGCGUGGAGCCGGCUGUGCUAUCAAUGAUCUCUGGGACAGGAAUCUAGAUCCUCAUGUGGCUAGGACCCGGUUGCGACCCUUAGCAAGAGGCGCAAUCACUCCACUCCAGGCUUUAAUCUUCACAAGCUUUAACCUUCUUGCAGGUCUAGGAGUCCUUCUUCAGUUUCCCACCUCAUGUAUACUAUAUGGAAUUCCUAGCUUGUUAUUGGUUGUGAGCUAUCCCCUGGCUAAAAGAAUCACAUAUUACCCUCAAUUCAUCCUUGGUUUAACUUUUUCAUGGGGUAGUUUGAUGGGAUUCCCUGCCCUUGGCGUUGAUAUCAUAUCAGAUUCGACUAUGUUUCUAGCUGCUGGAUGCCUAUACGUCGCUAACAUCAUGUGGACGGUUCUCUAUGAUAUGGUUUACGCCCAUAUGGAUAUCAACGAUGAUGCGGGAGUUGGUAUAAAAAGUAUUGCCUUAAAACACAAGGCGAAUACGAAGUGUAUUCUGGCAGGACUAGCGGCCAGCAUGGUGGGACUGUUAGCUGGGGCUGGAGUUGCUACCGGAGCUGGCAUCACAUUCUACGCCAUUAGCUGUGGGGGAGCAACAUUGACGCUCGGUGCUAUGAUCAAACGCGUCAGACUCAAGGAUCCAGGGAACAUAUGGUGGUGGUUUUGCAACAACUGUUGGAUGACCGGCGGUGUCAUCAGUCUUGGGCUUGCUAUUGAUUAUAGUUUGAACUAUAUUGAGGACCAAAGCGAAGAACGUCUUAAUUGA